Myotis brandtii (Brandt's bat) is the source of this 413-nucleotide messenger RNA. RefSeq names its product phosphoenolpyruvate carboxykinase, cytosolic [GTP]. The record is from RefSeq and is a predicted model, not a curated record. Gene Ontology annotation, molecular function: phosphoenolpyruvate carboxykinase (GTP) activity; GTP binding; manganese ion binding. Gene Ontology annotation, biological process: cellular response to insulin stimulus; hepatocyte differentiation; propionate catabolic process. Gene Ontology annotation, cellular component: cytosol; mitochondrion. Bases 15 to 398 code for a protein of 127 amino acids. Lineage: Eukaryota; Metazoa; Chordata; Mammalia; Chiroptera; Vespertilionidae. The transcript has 2 exons.
UCAUCCCCUUCAGCAUGGGGCCCCUGGGCUCACCUCUGGCCAAGGUCGGCAUCGAGCUGACGGACUCGCCCUACGUGGUGGCCAGCAUGCGCAUCAUGACGAGAAUGGGGACGCCCGUCCUGGAGGCUCUGGGUGACGGGGAAUUCGUCAAGUGCCUCCAUUCCGUGGGGUGCCCCUUGCCUUUAAAAAAGCCGCUGGUGAACAACUGGGCCUGCAACCCAGAGCAGACGCUUAUCGCCCACCUGCCCGACCGCAGGGAGAUCAUCUCCUUCGGGAGCGGCUACGGCGGCAACUCGCUGUUGGGGAAGAAGUGCUUCGCGCUCAGGAUGGCCAGCCGGCUGGCCAAGGAGGAGGGGUGGCUGGCCGAGCACAUGCUGGUAAGAUGCAGGGAAUUCUGAGUGAGCAGGGUCGGG